Messenger RNA from Lachnellula hyalina, 2505 nucleotides. RefSeq names its product Minichromosome loss protein (gene mcl1). The coding region runs from base 1 to 2505 and encodes 834 amino acids. Gene Ontology annotation, biological process: DNA repair; DNA-templated DNA replication; mitotic cell cycle. Lineage: Eukaryota; Fungi; Ascomycota; Leotiomycetes; Helotiales; Lachnaceae. The record is from RefSeq and is a predicted model, not a curated record. Gene Ontology annotation, cellular component: nuclear replication fork. The transcript has 3 exons. Gene Ontology annotation, molecular function: protein binding; chromatin binding.
AUGGCCACUACUACUCAAAUUCGUCUGCGAGGACGUCCUGCGCAUACAGCCGGUCCAACGUUCCUUUCCUAUACCCCCGAUGGCACUAAAUUGACCACGGUCGGAUCGAAUAAUACCAUAAGAGUCUACAAGACGAACUUACUCGAUGGCGAGCCCUCAAACGUCGAUGAUUGCCAGGAGCAGAAUAUGGCCGUGGCAUCGACUAAUGACUUCUUCGUCUCUGGCGCAGAAGACGGAACGGUCAGCUUGUACUCGUUCGAUACCAUGUCCUUCGACAAAUUCCUCAUGCGUUGUUCCCUCCCUGUUCGAGACAUUACUAUCUCCCGCGAUGGAAAAUGGUGUGCCGUUGGCAGUGACGAUCUUAUUGUCAAAAUUGUUCAAACUGCCGACACAAGCUCUGUCAUGUACCUUCGAGACCAAAUAAAGCCAGUCAAACAUAUUGCUUUCGACCCAAGCAGCAAAUACAUAGCCCUAUCAUGUACUGAUGGACUAGUGUACGUCUACUCCCUCGCAAACGAUGAGCCAGAACUUGUCAAGAAAAUCGAUGGUCUUAUCCGAACCGUAGAGACAGACAGUGAAAUCAGCGCGAAGGUGGCAUGGCAUCCCGAUGGUAGAGCAUUUGCUGCCCCCACAGCUACGCGGGAUAUACAAGUAAUGUCUAGAGGCGACUGGGAGAAUCAAAGAGUGUUCUCAAAUGGACACAUGGGCGACAUCACGGCUCUGUCUUGGUCUCCCAAUGGGGCAAUGUUGGCAUCUGCUGGGAAGGACAGGAAGAUUCUCAUAUGGGAGACGAAAAUACAGAAGGUUAUUGCGAGCUAUGACUAUGCUAAUGUCAUGGACCUUGCGUGGCAUCCCACAAAGAACCUCCUCUCGUUCACCAAUAGCGAUGGUGAGGUAUAUAUCUUCAAUGACUUCGUACCAGCAGAGCAUGCUCAUCUGGUCAAUUUGAGUCCUCAACCCGCCCCAUUCAUUCAUGAUCCUCUUUCAGAAAUAUCAGCGAACGCUCGACGGCCAGCCGCCAAUGGCCACAAGGAUGUUCCCCUUAGAGUUCGACGAGGGACACCAGAUAGUUUGGAUGAUAUUCUCGGUUCCGAACUGGGUGACGAGGAUGACUUUGUGAUAGAUGACGACGGCGCCGGUUAUGCCCUUGGUAUUAAUGGAAAUGGCAAGCGACCUAAUGGGGAUAUUGUCCCUUAUGGAGGUGCAGCUAAACGUCUUGCGCCAGCUUGGGAACCACAGUACCAUCAGUCUUUCCAACCAGGAUCCACUCCGUGGCGUGGAGAUCGAAAGUAUCUCUGCCUAAACCUAAUUGGUUUUGUUUGGACUGUCGACCAGGAUACUCAUCAUACAGUAACAGUAGAGUUCUACGACCAUGAGGAGUUUCGCGAUUUCCAUUUCACAGAUACAUUUCUCUACGACAAAGCAUGCCUAAACGAGAAUGGGACACUUUUCUCAUCCAAGGCGAAUGACACAAAUCCAGCAACUAUUUUCUAUCGCCCACAUGAGACUUGGACCACCAGGUCGGACUGGAGGACUCAGUUGCCAAAGGGAGAAGAUGUGACGGCGAUUUCACUGAGCGAAUCCUUUGUCACCGUUACCACAACAUCGAAUUAUGUGAGAAUAUAUACCCUAUUUGGAGUUCCAUACAGGGUUUACCGGCAAAAGAGCAGCCCAACAGUUACAUGUGCGAGUUGGCGCGACUACGUUCUCACUCUAGGAAAUGGACCAGUUGGUGCAGAUGGCAAUACGAAGUUGCUAUACACAAUUCAAAACAUCAAGAGAGAUGAAAUUUGUCAAAGCGAGGACAUAGUAGCUCUACCAGACGGAGAAACAGUAAAAAGUGUUUUCUGGUCGGACAAUGGGGACCCCUGUAUCUACGACUCAACUGGAACGCUCCUCACCCUCCUCCACUGGCGCACCCCCUCCCAAGCAACCUGGGUCCCCCUCCUAGACACCCGCCUCCUCUCGCGCUUGGCUUCUGGCCGUAAAACAGAAACCUACUUCCCAGUCGCCGUCGCCUCGUCGAAAUUCCACUGCAUAAUCCUCAAAGGCGGCGAACAAUACCCCUAUUUCCCACGCCCCUUACUCUCCGAAUUCGAAUUCGAAAUCCCGCUCUCCAACACCCCUUCAGCACAGACCGAAGACGGCGACGCUGGAGGCGACGAGACGAAGAAAUUAGAAGGCGCUUAUGUACUAAAGAGUAUCCUGACGUCUCAGCAGCAGGAUCUCGUGGAGUUUACCAAGAGUAGCCAUUCUCAGCGCACAGCCUUGGCGCGCAUGGAAGUCGAGAUCGAUAAGACGCUGUUGCAGAUGAUGGCUGUGGAGUGCAGGGAGGGAGAGGAGAGGGGCAUGCGCGCACUGGAGAUGGUUAACCUGUUGAGGGAUAGGAGUGGAAGGAUGCUUGAGGCUGCUGGGAAGGUGGCGGAGCGUUAUGGACGCGGUGUGUUAGGGGAGAAAAUCAGGGAGGUUGCUGAGGAGAGGCUGUUGAGGAUGGAUGAGGAUUGA